GAACGCGACCGCCAGGCAACGCCGUCCCCGUUCUUGCGCUCGUUGGCGACCGACAUACUACUCCCGACGACGAACACGACGCGUCCCAUGGCGUCGCCCUCAUCCUCCGCUACUACCCAAUCACCACCCCUGGCCUAUCUUGAGGCGGGCCCUGUGCCCUCUGCCACAUCGGAGGGCUCUACUGUCGACGAUGCCGAAGCUGAGGACCGGAAUAGUGCUAUCACGAAAUUUAUUGCGCGGGCGGAAAUAUCCAAGCUCACAUUUGACCUACGCUCUCGUCUUGCGUACGCUUCGUACAAGGCUAGUAACCGCGUAUCACACCUACCCAUCCAUGAUCUUGAAGUAAAGACACAAGCGGCGUCUUACGCGCGAUCUGUCCCCUCCAAGCGGAAGGUGACUACAUUCACCCAUAAUUCUGCGCCUCAGACCCCUAGAUCCCUCGCAAUGUCGACGCCACGCCCCGGGCAGAUGGCACCCCCGCCUCCAGUGACACGCACGUCGUCGUCCGGUCAGGGCGGAUCCGCUAACAGCGGACACAGCUUAUUCGCAGCGCUCCUUGGCGCGCCUCUGCCGAAGCACGCCAGGACCAUCCGCAACCCGAGUGCGCCCCCUGCGCCUGUGGCGUCGCGCGCGCCGAGCGUCCGCAAAGCCGCUGCCCCGCGCACGCGCACGCACAGUCACCCCGACAUCAAACGGUCGCGGCACCACCGAGGUAGGAGCAAGGAGAGACACACCCACAAGGGCAAGGGCAAGGAGAAGGAGCGGGGCGCGGGCGAUGACUCCGCGAGCGUCUCGACCACGAUGGACGACCCAGAUCUCACGAACGCCGCGCAGACGCUAGCGUCGUUCCUGCGCGCGUCGGUGUCGACGAGCGCCGCGUCGCCCCGCUCCAGCUUCUCCGCUGCCUCUGACGCGUCGAUUCCGCAGUACGCACAGAGCUCGGCGCGGACGACCACCGAGGCUGCCACGGCGGGGUCGUCCGCGACGGAACACCCCCUGACGCCCCCGCCGUCCCAGACGUCCCCUCCACCCCCUGCUGAUACUCCGAAGAGACCGGCGCCGACUGAUAAGGAGGCCGCCGAGUACAUGCUCAUCCUCGCGACCUCGCCGUCACCCGUGCGUGCCAGGCCGCAGGCGAGCCGAGAGGCGCUGCAUCGAGCGUCGUUUGGCGAGCUCGGCGGCGGCGGUUCGCGCGCGAUACAUUUUUCGGGCUCCCAAGCAAGUGCAGAGGGCGCCCCGAGCGAGAAUGCAAGGAGGGGCAAGGCGUUGACGAAAAAUGGCAGCUUCUCCGACACGAUUCCUGUGAUUGCGCCCGCGGAGACGCAGUCGCAGUCCACGGACGGCGGUAGCAGCCAGAUCCCAAGCGAACAGGACGCUCGUCCAGGUAAUGCGUUGACCCCGGCGAGCCUGCUGCCGCCGCCGCCGCCGUCCCCGCACCCGCGGUCGUCGUCUUCGCUGUCGAUAUUCCCGUCCGACCCCAGGCAGUACCAGCACGCCCCGCCCACCCCUGGUAAUUUCAAUAUGCACGAGUUUGUGAACAUGUCGCCGUCGCCGCGGACGCCAAUGAAGGCGCUGGAGACGAAACCUGUCCCGCCUGGUCCGCGGCCGGCGAAGAAGCUGUUCGAACAGGAGAGCCGCGAUAGCGGCGGGCAUAGUGCGCCCCUCGGGGGUGCGCUCGCGGCGGGGUUCAUGCCGAGUUGACGGACGCGGCCGAGGAGAGAGCGUUCCGACGUUUCCCUGAAGCAACCAUAGAAGUCUUGAAAGCCUAUUUAAUGCUCGCAUCUACUUUGACGAGGACCAUGUCAAGAUUAAUUUUAUUCGCAUGCAAGGACUAUGGUGAAUGGACUCUGUUGUACGACACCUCCGCCAAGCAAGCACAAGUCCGAUCAAACUUGUUGUAGCCUCAACGUCAAGGCCUCGCAUUGUUAUCUAUCUAUUCGAUUGGCAGGUCAAGUCACUUCUUGCGCUAUCCGCUCUAUGGACCAUGAACGGCCAGGAUCCUGUUUGUUUCUAUCUUCAACUGUCAUAUAAGUAUGGAGGAGGAGAGAGAAUUUUGUCUGUCUAUCUUUGUAAUAUUAGCUUGCUUCCUUGUUCCCGACCCAACCCAACCCAAUCCCUGCCUACCCCCAUGUGUGUUCCCCAUGUCCAUACUUGCUUUCGCAUAUGUUAUUUUAUUUUUGCCAAAC
Messenger RNA from Gloeophyllum trabeum ATCC 11539, 2186 nucleotides. RefSeq lists its product as uncharacterized. The record is from RefSeq and is a predicted model, not a curated record. The transcript has 2 exons. Lineage: Eukaryota; Fungi; Basidiomycota; Agaricomycetes; Gloeophyllales; Gloeophyllaceae. The coding region runs from base 88 to 1701 and encodes 537 amino acids.